AUCUACAUUCACGUGGAAUAUCCAGCACUGCUGGCAUCCCUCGUGUCAUCCCUGCAGCCGUUCGAUCACACCACACGCAUUUUCGAGCAUUAGCGGAGGAAUGACAGUUUUCGGGGGCUAGCAUCUCGGCCACUGCAUCCGUCCUUCCUAGGGGCAACAUCACGCCAUGACUGCUACGAGCGGCCCUACUCGUAGUGCUUCGCCAAGAACUAGAAGGCUCCUUCGCUUUCUUCACUUCGUUCGCUUCAGCAUCUUUCUUGGAGCAGCCGCUGUUCCUCACAGAGUUCGAUUCCCAUCAUCCAGCGUGCAGUCCUCGAUGCACAUUGUUUUCGUCUCUUGUCGUCUCUUUGACUCAUGGCGUCCAACAGAGUCUGCUGUCUCGCGCUCGCACUCACGCUCGUUCUGCUGGGAGUGGCUCGACUCCCUCGAUCGCGUGCCGAUGAUGUAACACAAGGCGUGGUGAUGGCGCAAUUCGUCCCGUGCGGCCUCCUGGACCACUACACUGACUUCACUAGCCCCUCCUACUGCGACGUCGAUGGCGUCUCCUGCGACGGCGGCAGGAUGAUAACCUCCAUAGACUUCCAUCUUCGCUCCCUCUCCGGCUGCACCAUUCCCAACACCAUCAGCAAGCUCACUACUCUAACCAGACUUGUCCUCUGGGGAAAUGAGUUCACUGGCAGCAUUCCUUCAGGGCUUUCACAACUGAAAUUACUCCAAUAUCUGCACCUGGAGGGCAAUCUGCUCACUGGCAGCAUUCCCUCAGAACUCUCCGUACUCACGAAUCUCACGAACCUCUACCUGCGAGGAAACCAGCUGUCUGGCACUCUUCCUGCCUUCUUGGGCCGGCGAUAUCCAAACCCCAUAUAUGUCGAGGCUGACUGGGACUCGUUCGUGUGCCCUCCCAACAAGGGAGGCUGCACGGUGCCACAAUUUCCGUACACAGCUUUCUGCUCCAAGUGUGGGGGCUUCUGCUCCACGUGUAGCCCUUCCUCCAUGUCAGCUGCUGGAGAAGGCUCCUCUCCGAAGUUAACCCCUGGGGAAAUUGCAGCCAUUGUGGUUGCCUCUGUCGUCUUCCUUCCUUUCCUGCUUCUCAUGGUGUACCUGACUUACGUCCGCGUUAAGGAAGAGAGGGAGAAGAAGAGGAAGGAGAGGGAGGGGAAGGUAGCGGAGGAGGCGGAGGUGAUGGAAGCGGGAGGCGGUGAGGGGGAGAGUGGGGAGGGGGGAGUGGCAAAGGCUGCUGCGGAGAGUGCUGAUGAAUGGUUGUCCCUCAGAAAGAGCAGUGGUGGUAGGGUAGAAUCAGCAGCAGGGGAAGCAGCACUACCAGCAUUGGCACCAGUAGCAGCAGCAACCACAGCAACAGUGGCUGGAGCAGCAGCAGGAGGUGCAGCAGCAGCAGCAGUGGGAGUGGACAUGCCUGGAGUGGCAGCACGAGCAGGGGGGCGUUGGAGGUGGUUCUGGCAGCCACCUUCUGCUCCUUCCGUAGAAGAGGCAGCAGCAGCAGCUCAUGCCGCAGCUGUUGCAGCCGGAGGAGCAGCAGUGGCAGCAGGAGGAGCAGCAGCAGUAGGAGGAGCAGUAGCAGCGGCAGUAGGAGGAGGCAUGGGUGUAACGGGGAGGUAUGUGGGCACAGGGGAAGCACCGGGAGAGGCGCGGCCACAGGUGUGCCGGCAGUGCUCGCUGGGGGAGGUUGCUGCAGCCACGGGCGAGUGGGCCGAGGCGAACCGCAUCGGCAGCGGCAGCUUUGGGGAUGUGUACAAGGGCGCCAACCCCAACCUGCCGGAGGAGAUCUGGGCUGUCAAACGAGCCAAGGUCCUCACCAACGACUUCAAGCGCGAGGUUAACGAGAUGGCAACGAAGAGCCACCCGAACCUGGUGCGGCUGAUGGGGUACUGCUUCGACAUCAGCCCGGACACGGAGCGCAUGGAGCAGAUCGUCAUCUACGAGUUCGUCGACAACGGCGACCUCGACCGCUGGAUCGGCCCCCGGUGUCCCCAUCCCCUGUCUGUGCGUGUGCGGCUGGACAUUCUCAUUGGCAUGGCUCGUGGUCUCGAGUACCUGCACAGCUUUGGCAUUGUGCAUCGCGACAUCAAGCCAGCCAACAUCCUGCUGGAUAAGAACAUGCAGGCCAAGAUUGCAGACUUUGGGCUUGUGAGGCAUGGCGAGGGCACAUCAGUGAUUGCCACACGAGUGAUGGGCACACCGGGCUAUGUGGACCCCGCUUACUACAAGUCACAGAAGGCAACGCCGAAGGCCGAUGUGCACAGCUUCGGAGUGGUGAUGUUGACGCUCAUCACGGCUCGCAAGGCCAUCUACAAUGUGGAUUCGGAUCAGUUCAACCUCAAGCAGUGGGUGGCUCCUCUUCUUGCAGCCGGCGAUGCUGCGGCCUUCAAGGACCCGCAGCUGGAGGCGCCGGACGACUUGGUGCUGCGCAUGGCGAAGCUGGCCCUCAGCUGCACCGCCAUGCCCACGGCCUCCCGCCCCUCCAUCAGCCGUGUCCUCGGCAAGCUGCUGGUGAUGAAGGAGAAGUUUCUGGGGCAGGAGGAGGACCGGAUGGCUGCGAGGAUCGACCGCGAGUUGGAGAACUCCACGGAUUCCAAUCUGAGCAUGGAGAUCGCCCGCGCUCAGGGAGCUCGUAGUAGCGGAGGGCUGUCAAUCAACCCUUAGCCUAGUUGUUGGUCGGUGAGGAGGAGAUUCUCUGGGUUCCGUAUAGUUUAUUGGACUUGCAUUUGCAGCAACCCCAUUAGUUCCUAUGCUCUUUGAUGGAACACCAGUUAGGUGCCAUGUCGUCAAUACGUGGCAGCAACUAUGUAGCGACACCUGUGAAAGUUAGUUUUGAGUGUAAGGCUC
Molecule: messenger RNA, 2844 nt
Organism: Closterium sp. NIES-67
Lineage: Eukaryota; Viridiplantae; Streptophyta; Zygnematophyceae; Desmidiales; Closteriaceae
Source: the annotation of a GenBank genome assembly